Molecule: messenger RNA, 984 nt
Organism: Lathyrus oleraceus (garden pea)
Lineage: Eukaryota; Viridiplantae; Streptophyta; Magnoliopsida; Fabales; Fabaceae
Exons: 3
Coding region: 1-984 (327 amino acids)
Source: RefSeq, a predicted model, not a curated record
AUGGAUUUCUCUAAAGCACAUAAGAUGCGGUUCGGUACAUAUAUGUUAGUUAAGGAGGCUGGUGACUGGUGGAUCAACACUCAUCAGGUGUUGGAUGCUGCAACUGAAGUUGUAACUUGGGAUGUGUUCCGCAUGGAAUUUAUGAGGAAGUACUUUACUAAGGAUGUUCGUGGGAAGAAGGAGAUUGAGUUUCUGGAGCUGAAGCAGGGUAGUUUUUCGGUUACUGAGUAUGUUGCCAGAUUUGUGGAACUUGCUAAUUCUACCCUCAUUACAUGCGAUGAGUUGGGUCAUCGUGUCAGUGAAUGCAAGAGUGAUGUGAAGAAGUGUUACAAGUGCGAGAAGUCAAGACAUCUAGGUGUUGAUUAUAAAGAGAAUAUGGUGACUUGCUACAAUUAUGUUGAACCAGGACAUAUCAACACCCGUUGCUCGAAGCCUAAGCAAGCUUCAACUGGAGGAAAGGUGUUCGCACUGACAGGGACUCAGACUUCCAGUGAUGACAGGUUGAUCCGAGGUAUAUGUUAUAUUAAUAACACACCUUUGAUUGCUAUUAUCGAUAAUGGUGCUUCUCAUUCUUUUAUUAUUGUCGUAUGUGUGAAAAGGCUAGGCCUUGUUGUGUCUUCUAUGAGUGGAGAAAUGGUUAUCGAAACUCCUGCUAAGGGUUUGAAAGAUUUUGGAAUUGAUCUCAUUUGCUUGCCAUUGGAGAAUCUUGAUGUUAUCUUGGGGAUGAACUGGGUGGACUUAAAUCAUGUCGAUAUCAAUUGUUAUAACAAGUCAGUGCGGUUUCUUACUCCUAAUGAGGAGGAAGGAGCUGGUUUCUUGUCUACUAGAGAGUUGAAGGAGCUUUUGGAAAAGGAAGCUUGGGUGUUUGUGUUGUUCGUGGCGUUAUCUGCUAAGAGUCAGGCGGUGAUUGAUGAAUUGCAAGUAGUGCAUGAUUUUCCAGAGGUGUUUCCAGAUGACAUUUCAGAUGUACCGCCAGAGAGUUAG